AUGAACACCAACGAUGAGCACAACGAGACUGGACCUCCGUCCACGUCCAACGGCCAUAGUCGCGUACUCACCGCUGCUGUGCGUCCUGCUGACCGCCAGAUGUCGAUUUCUGCGAUCCUCUCGUCGCCCAGCACCGAUCAAAAGAGCACAGAGACCGUUGCAGAUGGGACCGUGCCCUCGUACACGGAACUGAUGAACUCUUUCGAACGGCGUGUGCGGGCUUUGGUGAAACUGGACGCACUUUCCACCAACGAGAUCAACCAGGUGCAGCUUUUGGACAACGAGCUGAGGCUGCUCAGGGCCCAGGAUGGCAUCUAUGUGGACCCGGGGCUGAUCGAAGAUCUCAAGACUAAGGUUUUGGAGCUUGAUCCCAAGAUCUACGACAAGCUGACCAGGCGCAACAAGCUAGCCGAACAAGAGUCGGAGGAUUUGCGCGACCUCAAGACAGACCAGCUCAAGCUGCUCGCCGACGUGCAACGCGAGGAGCAGAAUAAGCUCCACAAGGCCACUGACCGAGCCAAGCCGCAAGAAGAAACGGCCAGCCAGCCGCUUAUGAAUAUUGCGCCGAAAAAGGUCGACGAAUUGCUGGUGGAAGAGCCGGCGGAGCCGGCAGAGUCGCUGAGCGACGUUGGAGACACGAAUGGCGACGGUCGUCGUAAGCGGAAGCGCAAGACUAGGAUCGACCCGUCUAAGCUUGUGGACGAGGAGCAGGACGAGACCAAGACGAAAAAACGGAAGAAGAAGACCGACGAUGAGACAGCUGCGAAUGUGAAUAACGUGGCCGGCUCGGACGAUCUGGAUAUGGACGACGAGGACGGCAGGGGCUCUAAGAGCAGCGUUUCUGUGAAAGAGCAGAAGGCCAUCGACAAACAGUACGACAAUGUCUACAUCUCGAUCUGGAAAGAUUUGGCUCGAAAAGACGGCCCGAAGGCGUACAGGAUGUACUACCAGAUGGUGCAGGCCAAGCAGAUGAAUCUGAAGAAGACUUCGAUGCUGGCGGCCCGAGAGUCGCGCAAAUGGGUCGGCAAGGCCACGCGGUCCCAGAAAGACCUGAUGACCAAGGCCAGACGUUCGAUGAGAGAAAUGCUGAAUUUCUGGAAAAAGCACGAACGCGAGGAGAGAAACAUGCGCACGCGGGCAGAACAGGAGGCCGUGGCAAAGGCCAAGAAGGAAGAAGAAGAGAGAGAGGCGCGGCGGCAGUCGAGAAAGCUCAAUUUCCUUAUCAACCAGACCGAGUUGUACUCGCACUUUAUUGGCAAGAAAAUCAAGACCGAUGAGGUGGAGGGCGAGAUGGGCGACAAGUCUCUGCUUGCCGGAACGAAGCCUGAGGACACGGGGCUGGACAGCGUGGAUUUGGCGGCCGCUAAGCGCGAUUUGAGCGAGAUAGACUUUGAAUCGCACAGCGACGAAGUGCUACAGAAGACAGCUGCUGCCAACGCACACUCUGCGCUUCUCGCGGCGCAGCAGCGCGCCAAGGAGUUUAACGGCGAGGCUUCAGAGCCCGACAAUGAGGGCGAGAUGAACUUCCAGAACCCAAGCAGUAUCGGCGACAUGAACCUCACCCAGCCAAAGCUGCUCAACUGCACUUUGAAGGAGUACCAAAUGAAGGGAUUGAAUUGGCUGGCCAAUUUGUACGAGCAGGGCAUCAACGGCAUACUGGCCGACGAGAUGGGCCUGGGAAAAACCGUGCAGAGUAUAUCUGUGCUGGCGUAUCUUGCUGAGACACACAAUAUCUGGGGACCAUUUCUCGUGGUGACGCCUGCGUCGACGCUGCACAACUGGCAGCAGGAAAUCACUAAGUUUGUGCCUGACUUUAAGGUGCUGCCUUACUGGGGCAGUGCCAAGGACAGGAAAGUGCUGCGGAAGUUCUGGGACAGAAAGAGCAUUGUAUACCACAAGGACUCGCCGUUCCACGUGGUGGUGACGUCGUAUCAGCUUGUGGUGGCGGACGUGCAGUAUUUCCAGAAGAUGAAGUGGCAAUACAUGAUUUUGGACGAGGCGCAGGCCAUCAAGUCGUCCAAUACGUCGAGAUGGAAGUCUCUGCUGAGCUUCCAAUGCCGUAACCGGCUGCUGCUGACGGGAACCCCGAUCCAGAACUCGAUGCAAGAGCUGUGGGCGCUGCUGCAUUUCAUCAUGCCGUCGCUAUUCGACUCGCACGACGAGUUCAGUGAGUGGUUUUCCAAGGAUAUCGAGGCGCACGCACAGUCGAACACGCAGCUAAACGAGCAGCAGUUGCGGCGACUGCACGUGAUUCUGAAGCCGUUCAUGCUGCGGCGGAUCAAGAAGAACGUCCAGAGCGAGCUUGGCGACAAGAUCGAGAUCGAUGUGUUCUGCGACCUCACCAACAGACAGAAGAAGCUGUACCGUAUGCUCCGGUCGCAGAUCAACAUCAUGGACUUGAUAGACAGCAACAAGAAGAUCAACAGCAGCAACGACGACGAGGCCCAGGGAGACUCGCUGAUGAAUGUGGUGAUGCAGUUCCGUAAGGUGUGCAACCAUCCGGAUCUUUUUGAGCGAGCCGACACCAAGUCCUCGUUCAGUAUGAGCAGGUUUGCCGAGACGACGUCCUUGGCAAGCGAGAUCAACGAGAACCUGUUGGAGUUCAACUACACGACGCGCAACCAGAUAGAAUACAAGUUGCCAAAGCUGUUGCUGGAAGAUCUGUUUUCUCCGCAGUACGAAAAAUCUUUUGCGGACAAGGCCAACGUGCUGAACAAGCUGAGCAUAUGGAAUCCAGAAAACCUGCAUGAGAGCGACAAUUUUGCAUUUUUGCGCUUCAUCAACGAGACCCCGUCCAGUGCACGGCGUGCAGCAUACCGAAAUGUUGUGCAAAACGCCAUUGAUCUGCGCUCGUAUUCGGGUAUUUCCAAACACGACCGUGCCGAGCUGCUCAGGGAGAUAUACGACGGACAGGUGCCUGUCCACAGCAUGUUUUACAUCCGCAAGCAACACAAGGAGCACACAUCGGUGCCAGACAAGGUGUACAAGGACAUGUAUUUGAACGUGGCCCGUUUGGGAGCGUUCCCUGCUGCGUCUGCUCCGCCGAUUGAAAUCUCGUGUUCGAAGCAGAGAUUCAAUUUCAUCAAGAGGGAUGCGCUUUACGACCCGGUUAUUCGACAGGCAAUGGGACCACUCAGUCUCAACGUCCAAUGGGACUUGAUGCAGCGCAAGGUGCCGCUGGAGCUGUGGCCGAAGGCAGAGAUGAACGUGGAGCCGCUCAACGCUAGAAACGGCUUUUCGUCGAUCAGGCUGCCGUCGAUGAACCGGUUCGUGAUCGAAUCUGGCAAGCUAGCGAAGCUGGAUGAGAUGCUGGUGGACCUCAAGAAGAAUGGCCACAAGUGUUUGAUUUACUUCCAGAUGACCAAGAUGAUGGAUCUGAUGGAGGAGUUCCUCACGUAUCGCCAGUACAAAUACAUCCGGCUGGAUGGGUCGUCGAAACUGAGCGACCGCCGAGACCUGGUGCACGACUGGCAGACAAAACCAGAGCUUUUCAUUUUCUUGCUCAGCACGCGCGCGGGUGGUUUGGGUAUUAACCUCACUGCUGCGGACACGGUGAUUUUCUACGACUCAGACUGGAACCCGACGAUCGACUCGCAGGCCAUGGACCGCGCGCACCGGCUCGGCCAGACGCGGCAGGUGACCGUGUACCGGCUGCUGGUGCGCGGCACGAUCGAGGAGCGGAUGAGAGACCGUGCUAAGCAGAAGGAGCAUGUGCAGCAGGUGGUGAUGGAAGGCAAGUCGACGAUCGUUCCGGACAAGAAGGACGCGAACGACAAGAACAAAGACAAGAAGGAGAUGGCCAUGUGGCUGCUGGAGGACGGUGAGGAUGAGCACAAGAGAUAG
Ogataea parapolymorpha DL-1 is the source of this 3843-nucleotide messenger RNA. RefSeq names its product putative DNA helicase INO80. Gene Ontology annotation, molecular function: histone binding; ATP hydrolysis activity; DNA binding. Gene Ontology annotation, cellular component: nucleus; Ino80 complex. The record is from RefSeq and is a predicted model, not a curated record. The transcript has a single exon. Bases 1 to 3843 code for a protein of 1280 amino acids. Gene Ontology annotation, biological process: chromatin remodeling; DNA-templated transcription; DNA repair. Lineage: Eukaryota; Fungi; Ascomycota; Pichiomycetes; Pichiales; Pichiaceae.